ACUUUCGAUUGUAGCAAUAUAAAUGCAGCUGCAAUCCGUUUUUCACAACUAUAUCAGCAUCUCAGUCUCAGGAGGGACUAGUACUAACAAGCAAACAUGGGCCAAACGCAAUCACCACCACCACCACCACCACCAUCAAAGGAAUUUGACCAAGAAUGGAGGAGAACAUGUUGGAGUAAAGAAGAGAGAGAUGCCAUGGUGAAUGCACUGAGGAACUUUGAACUGAAUGAUCCUGACGUGGGUCAGCUGAGAUGCCUGCUACAUGGACCAGUCGGAGCAGGGAAGUCCAGCUUCAUCAACUCAGUCAACAACGUUUUCCAAGGACGAUCAACACAUAAUGCCCUGGUAUCUGCUGCCACUGGCACCAGCUUCACCAUGAAAUAUAAGACACAUUACAUUCAAGGCCAUAAAGGAGAAAAACGUCUGCCCUUUGCAUUCAAUGAUGUCAUGGGUCUGGAGACACAGAAAAAUGGGUUGCACCCUGAUGACAUCAUCAAUGCUCUGAAGGGCCAUCUACCUGAGGGCUAUGAGUUCAAUCCAUUCCACCCAUUAUCGGACCAAAAAGAAGAAUACAUUCAGAAUCCCAGUUUAAGUGACAAAACUCACUGUCUGGUGAGUAUUGUGACAGCGGACAAAAUCUCUCUCAUGCAUAAGGAUGUCAUAGACAAGAUGAAGCACAUCAGGGCAGAAGCCAGUAAACUGGAAAUCCCUCAAAUUGUUGUCAUGACCAUGCCAGACAAGGCUUGUGAGCUGGUGAACAGGAAUGUGAAGAGAAUCUACUACAGCAAGGCAAUCAAAGAGAAGAUGCAGAUCUGCAGUAAUGAGCUGGGCGUUCCCAUGAACUGCAUCUUGCCAGUGAAGAACUACCACGAGGAGGGGGUGCUGGAUGAUGAUAUGGACAUCCUGAUACUGAACGCCAUAACUCAGAUUAUGAACUUUGCCAAUGAUUACCUCUGCGACCUCCAACAACAUGCAUGAGUUUCACACACAUGCAUGAGUGUCACAACACCUAAAUCAAGCGCUAGGACAUUAGUGAGCCCUGCGGUAUACUCCUAAGUGUAGAUAACCUAGAUUUUAUUUCAGAGUAGUUCAAGGUCAAUGUUGUCUUUCAAGGUCAAUGGAGUCUUUUUCCCCCAUAGGAAAUAGGACAUUUGUUUUCGAGGCAGGAUAAAGUAAGAUUGGAGGGAAAGUUCUCCUUUUAAUGUUUUCAUAUUGUGGUUGUAUAAUUUCACUUAAUGUAAAAGCCUAAAUAUACUGUUUAAAGGCACAAUAUCCACCUGUGUAACAAAAACUGGAUAUGCGUUAUCCUACUUUAAACUAUACAUGUAACACCCAACAGUGUACACUUGCAUUAGAUAAGCCAAUAUCCUUGCUAUAAUGCAAAAACAUGAUAUAUAGAUAACUCACAUUGAUUUUAUAUCAAUCAUUGUCCUUUUAAAUAUUUGAUGUGACAUUAUAGUUGUGUUUCAUAUGCUUUUCCCUAGUAAAAAAAUCCUGUGGGAUUUCAAUAAGAAUUAUAUUUAGAAUCCAAUAGAAAAUCCUAAAAGAUUUAGUGCAAAAAGCGUUAAUGCAGAUAGUCAGGGUAAUUUUUGGUUAACUAUUUAACUAACUAUUAAGCAGUGUUAUGGCUUGGGGGUAGAAGCUGUUCAGGGUCCUGUUGGUUCCAGACUUGGUGCAUCGGUACCGCUUGCUGUGCGUUAGCAGAGAGAACAGUCCCAUAGGAGUCCAAUAUGACUGGUUCCAAAAUCUGACAGGAUUUUUGGAUUGUAUUUUAAUUAGAUCCUUGUAUUGGAAUCCUAUAGGAUUUCAAUGUUUUUUUUUUCUCCUAUAGGAUUUCUAUAAUUGUUUUCAUUUGUAUAGAUAUUUAUGUUACAUUCUACAUUAUUUAUCCUCAAAACUUGGCUAUACACUAUAGUUAACUUGCCUGCUUAACAUAUGGAGCACCUACCCUCCAAACCUCUUAGACAAUUACCUAUGAAGGUGGAUAGUGGACACGUGAACUCUCUUGCACUAACUCUAUGCACACACACUGACACCCCAACACACACAUACACACACAUACACACACACACACUACA
This is a messenger RNA of Coregonus clupeaformis (lake whitefish), 2078 nucleotides long. RefSeq names its product interferon-induced protein 44-like. Lineage: Eukaryota; Metazoa; Chordata; Actinopteri; Salmoniformes; Salmonidae. The record is from RefSeq and is a predicted model, not a curated record. Bases 97 to 978 code for a protein of 293 amino acids. The transcript is spliced from 8 exons.